CGUGCCUUUCUUUUUUCUUGUUCCGUGUCUUUUUUUUUUUAAUGACUCCAUGGAGGGAACAAUUUGCUGUCAUUGAUCUUACUGAACCUGAAACUGAGGUUAUCAAUUCUACAGAAACACGUUCAUCCAAACGAAAAUCAAGGUCCAGCCACCAGAAUUCAGAACUUCAAGAUCUCCACGUUCAGUAUCAAAACCUUAAAGAUGAAUUGUGUACCAUUGACAACGAUAUAUUACAAACUGGUAUCGCAGCAGAAAAGCGAAGAUUGGCAGAUAAGAGAACAAAGUGCCUAGAUAAAAUGGAACAACUUCAAGUAAGGAUAGCCACUGCAGAAUCUUUAAUAUCAAUACCAACAACUAGCACCAAUCUAGCAUCCUAUCGACGGACGAAUGAUGCUACUGGAGAAACUCCAUCUUCCAAACGUCCUCAUCUCAUAACAAGUCAGACAAGAACAGCAAGCAAAGAAAGUCAAGGCAAUUAUCCGUGGUCACGAGACGUUUUGAAGGCACUUCAACAAAGUUUUCGACUGACGACGUUUCGACCUAAUCAACUUGAAGCCAUCAAUGCUACCUUGGCAGGAAAAGACGUGUUUGUAUUAAUGCCGACUGGUGGAGGAAAAAGUUUAUGUUAUCAGCUACCUGCGAUUAUUCAACGACAUAACCGACGUGGUUUGACAGUAGUGAUAUCUCCUUUAUUAUCUUUGAUGCAUGAUCAAGUGGUACAACUAGUGAAAAGCCGGGGCAUUGCAGCCACCUUUUUGAACAGUGAUGUCCCAGCAGCUCGACGACAAUGGAUCUUUGAUGAAUUAGAAGCUCAGACUCUCACCAUGCAUCUUUUAUAUACGACACCUGAACAAAUACAAAAUUCUUACCAAUUACAAUCAGCCCUCUCGUCCUUGGCUCAACGAAACCUUUUGGCUAGAAUCGUGGUGGAUGAAGCUCACUGUGUCUCACAAUGGGGUCAUGAUUUUCGUCCAGAAUAUUCUCUCCUUGGCUCCUUGAGGCCCAAGUUUCCCGAUGUACCCUGGAUGGCCCUGACAGCUACAGCUACUGCUCGAGUGCAAAAGGAUAUUAUCCAAUCUUUAUGUAUGGAAAGAUGUCAAGUAUUGAAACAAAGUUUUCACCGAACGAACUUGAUUUACCAAGUGAUUCGAAAAACAAGUACAAAAGAAUAUCGUCAAGACAUGCGAGACUUUAUCAAAUCAUUUGGACCAACGGCUACGGGAAUCGUGUACUGUCACACCAAAUCUCAAUGUGAGAUACUGGCGAAAGAACUUUGUGAUCACGGUAUCAAAAGCAAUUAUUAUCACUCUACGGUUUCAAGUGCAAUGAAGCUCAAGUUACAGCAAGAUUGGCAAAGUGGGAAAUUUCAAGUCAUGGUGGCAACAAUAGCAUUUGGUAUGGGAAUUGACAAGGCCGAUGUUCGUUAUGUGAUUCAUGAUUCAUUAUCAUCAACCAUCGAAGGCUAUUACCAAGAAACAGGACGUGGUGGCCGAGAUGGACAACCAGCUAUUUGUCGUUUGUAUUAUACGUAUUCCGAUGCACAAGCACAUCGCGUGAUGAUUCAUCGAACGAAACUAUCAGGACAAUCUGACCGACGAGAAAACGAACAAUUGAAUGCCAUGAUACGUUACUGUGAAAAUCAAACUGAAUGUCGACGUUCUUUGUUACUGGCCCAUUUUAACGAACCAUUUGACCAAGCACUCUGUCGAAAACAGUGUGAUCACUGCUGUGAAACAACUGCCACAAUUACUUCAAUCACAUUCAGUCCAGACGAAAUCAAAUCAGUGAUCACUCUUUUACAGCAAUUGGGUAGAGACAAGGUCACAUUAUUACAGCUUGUAGACAUGUGCCGGGGAUCACAGGCAAAGCCGCUUGUGGAAAAAGGAUAUACUCAAUGCAAUGGUUACGGACAACUAGCAGGUCGGGACAAAGUUGCGGUGGAACGACUUCUUAUUUAUCUGAUUUUGGAUGGUAUUCUAGUGGAAAAGACGAAAUUAUCAAACAAGUUUGCCAGAAUAUAUAUCUCUAUUGGGCCCCAUAUAUCACUGUCCAACAUUCGGAAUAGUGUGACGAUCGAUAUUGAAACAAAGGAAAAAGUAAGAUCAACAACAGCAGCAUCCUCUGAAACAGCUUCAUCGUCAGCACCAUCGGCUUCAUCACCUACAUCCACAACAAGAACAACGUCAUCCACAGUUUUACAAAUAAUUAAAAGAGAUUGUUAUCAAGCUUUACAAGUAGAAAGAACAAAGUUAACAAGGAAACAUGGUCCCAAUUCGAAAUUAGAUGAUUCAACAUUACAUACUCUGGCCAAUCGAUUACCCAACAGUAUUAUGGAAUUCCUUCAACUAACUGAGAUCUCUGAUCAAAUAUAUGAAACCUAUGGACAACCGUUACUGAAAAUAUGUAAGGCAUAUCGGGCAAAGGCACAUCGUAGUUUGUAGUAUAGUCAUUCAUUUAUAUUCAUUGUAUUAUAUAAUAAAGCAUUCAUUUUUUAUUUUA
This is a messenger RNA of Halteromyces radiatus, 2499 nucleotides long. Its product is annotated as P-loop containing nucleoside triphosphate hydrolase protein. The record is from RefSeq and is a predicted model, not a curated record. Bases 42 to 2441 code for a protein of 799 amino acids. Gene Ontology annotation, molecular function: 3'-5' DNA helicase activity; ATP binding; four-way junction helicase activity. Gene Ontology annotation, biological process: DNA replication; double-strand break repair via homologous recombination. Lineage: Eukaryota; Fungi; Mucoromycota; Mucoromycetes; Mucorales; Cunninghamellaceae. The transcript is spliced from 7 exons. Gene Ontology annotation, cellular component: chromosome; cytoplasm; nucleus.